Molecule: messenger RNA, 765 nt
Organism: Trichophyton benhamiae CBS 112371
Lineage: Eukaryota; Fungi; Ascomycota; Eurotiomycetes; Onygenales; Arthrodermataceae
Exons: 3
Coding region: 1-765 (254 amino acids)
Biological process (GO): DNA replication
Cellular component (GO): nucleus; delta DNA polymerase complex
Source: RefSeq, a predicted model, not a curated record
AUGCUAUAUGAGUUUCAUCGCUCUGAAAAUGAGAAGAAACCAAAGUCUGUCCAUGCGACUUAUCUGUUGACCGGAAUUUCUGGUCACAUCAAACCAUUGCCUUUGAGUAGAAAUCAUUUGAAAGAUGGCGAAGAUGAGGUGAUGCAGAGCAGUCCCGUGGUGGGCAGUCAGCCAGCUCAACCCGAAACGACAGAAACUGUGGCUGGACCUGCUAUUACUUCUGUGUUACUCGUUCCGGAAGAAGAAUUGGAGGGCAAGUCUUUUGAGUCUGGAUUGGGACCGGAUUAUGCUAACAUCUUCUCCAGAUGCAAAGUCCCGUUUCCAGAAGACUUGAAUGUGUUGGCAGACAUUGGACAGGUAUCAUCUACUUCUCCUGGGGACGAUGUCUUUCAACACAAUGAAAAGUAUGGGAUGAUCCAGAACAAGAAUGUUAAGAGACGAUCGGGAACACCAGCGUCUAUGCCGAUGCCCAUUAAAGAAGAGAACCCAACACAGAAAACCGCGGUCAAAAAGGCCGAACAAGAGCCUCCCGGUAAGAAAUCCAUGACCCAGCCUACGGAUAAGAAGCCAGAACCAUCUUCAACUCCUUUUCGGGCACUGGGAAGCUCGCAGUCAACAACCAAAUCGUCUCAAGGCAAGCCUACACACAAACGUGACUCUUCAAGUAUAUUCAAAGCUUUCGCCAAAUCAAGGCCAAAGCAACAGGCGAAGGAUGACGAUGCAGAUGUAAGAAAACUCCUUCGUCCCUUAGGGAAAUGGCAUUAA